AUUGAUUAGAACACCUCUCCGGUCUCUGCAGAUGAUUGCCGCGGCGCCUGGCUGAAUAUCUCCACGAAAUGCAGCAUGGAAAUUCACUUUGAUCGAGCUCAUCAUCGAAGGACGCCAUGCAGCAGGAGGAUCACUUCAUCGAGUUUGAGUCAGAAAAGUGGCACAAAGGGACAUCGAAAUAUCAGCAACUGAGGCAGCAUCUGGUGUGGUGUCUUUGAAGAUGAAGAAACCAGUUUUGAAUUCGUUUGGAGCCCUAUGAAUUGGACGGGGGAUCUUAAGAUACGCAAGGUUCGAGACAUGUUUUCUGCACGCACAGGUGCUCCGCGAUUUCAACUUCUUGCUGGCAGAGGGAAUACAUGGGAGAAGCGCUGACGUAAACAUGCGGCUGCUUCAUUCAUCCCUAUAAAUACACGCACGAAAGGUAAACAAGAGGCAACCAAAAAUUUAGAAAGAAGGCCAAGAGAAAGAGACAUUGUUUUGCAGAGUUGAACUUUGGGAAAACAAGAUUGAGAUAGAGAGACAGAAUGGAGAAGAACAGUACAGCUUCGUGUGAAGUGAUCGUGAGGAACAGGCAGGUGAUAUUGAGGGAGCAUGUGCGAGGUUUCCCGAAGGAGGUGGACAUGGAAGUGAGAGAUGGCUCGGUGAAGUUGAUGGUGGAAGAUGGUUCAUCGGGCGCCAUGUGGGUGAAGAACUUGUACCUCUCUUGCGAACCCAAAACCCGCCACCUCAUGGACACCAUUCGCCCCGGUUCUCCAAUCACUGGAUUUGGAGUGGCCCGAGUUGUGGACUCUGCGAAUCCGAAGUUCAAGAAAGGCGACCUGGUUUGGGGGAUCACCGGAUGGGAGGAGUACAGUCUAAUUGCUUCAUCGGAGACUUUCUUCAAGAUCGAGCACACCGACGUUCCUCUCUCCUACUACAAUGGCCUGCUCGGCAUGCCAGGUUUGUCUGCUUAUGUCGGUUUUUUUGAGCUGUGCUCUCCUAAGAAAGGAGAGUCUGUUUACAUAUCAACAGCUGCAGGAGGAGUAGGUCAGCUCGUCGGGCAGUUUGCGAAAUUGCUCGGUUGUUACGUCGUAGGCAGUGCCGGUAGCCAAGAGAAGGUUGAUUUGCUCAAGAACAAAUUGGGGUUCGAUGAAGCUUUCAACUACAAGGAAGAAGCGGACCUUGAUGCAGGACUGAAAAGAUAUUUCCCCGACGGGAUCGAUAUCUACUUCGAAAAUGUAGGGGGAAAGAUGCUGGACGCAGUGCUGCUCAACAUGAAGAGCCACGGCCGAAUCGCCGCGUGCGGGAUGACCUCGCAGUACAACCUCGACCAGCCCGAGGGCAUACACAACCUGAUGAAUCUCGUCCUGAAACAGGUCCGGAUGGAAGGCUUCCUGGUGUCCAGCUACUACCAUCUCUACCCAAAGUUCCUCGAGACGGUCUUGCCUUACGUCAAACAAGGAAAGAUCAUAUACACGGAGGACAUCGUUGAGGGGCUCGAAAACGGCCCCGCGGCUCUGGUAGGGUUGUUUUCAGGUCAGAAUGUCGGGAAACAGGUGAUUGUGGUUUCGCGAGAAUGAGUCACUUAAAAUUGUAUAUUCUGUUUUGUUGGGUAUUGUAUGCAAGGCUUCUCUAGGAUGUCGAUUGUGAAUGCGUCUCCUUGUACCGGGCCAUAUUACCUAUAAAUAAAACUGGCUUCAGAUGUACCAAA
Messenger RNA from Syzygium oleosum, 1690 nucleotides. Its product is annotated as 2-alkenal reductase (NADP(+)-dependent)-like. The record is from RefSeq and is a predicted model, not a curated record. The coding region runs from base 525 to 1559 and encodes 344 amino acids. NCBI's taxonomy places the organism in Eukaryota, Viridiplantae, Streptophyta, Magnoliopsida, Myrtales, Myrtaceae. Gene Ontology annotation, molecular function: 2-alkenal reductase [NAD(P)H] activity. Gene Ontology annotation, biological process: response to oxidative stress. The transcript is spliced from 7 exons.